Messenger RNA from Eutrema salsugineum, 1943 nucleotides. Its product is annotated as probable polyamine oxidase 5. Gene Ontology annotation, molecular function: polyamine oxidase activity. Lineage: Eukaryota; Viridiplantae; Streptophyta; Magnoliopsida; Brassicales; Brassicaceae. Bases 95 to 1747 code for a protein of 550 amino acids. The transcript has a single exon. The record is from RefSeq and is a predicted model, not a curated record.
AUCCCCAAAAUACACUUCACACCCAAAAAAUCUCUCCUUUUUCUUCCCUUUUCAUCGAAGCGUAGACACCGACACAGAGAGAUUCGCAGUGGCUAUGGCGAAGAAACCGAGAAUUGUGAUAAUCGGAGCUGGAAUGGCUGGUCUCACGGCGGCGAACAAGCUCUACACGAGCUCCAGCAACAUGUUCGAGCUCUCCGUCGUAGAGGGCGGCUCUAGAAUCGGCGGGAGGAUCAACACCUCCGAGUUCUCCGCCGAGAAGAUUGAGAUGGGUGCCACGUGGAUCCACGGGAUUGGUGGAAGCCCUGUGUAUAGAAUCGCCAAGGAGACGGGUUCUCUGGUCUCCGACGAGCCAUGGGAAUGUAUGGAUUCAACCAUUGAUAAAGCCAGGACAUUCGCGGAAGGAGGGUUCGAGAUUGAGCCCUCGAUUGUCGAACCCAUCUCCGGAUUGUUCAAUGCUCUCAUGGAGUUGGCUCAGGGGAAAGAGAUCUCUCAAAUCGACGGCGAUUCCGGCUACUUGGCUGAUAUUCACGAAACUGCCACUAGGUUUUGCUCUUCCCGUGAUGGUUUCAAUGGAAGUAGCGUCGGGUCGUUCCUGAAAUCUGGGUUCGAUGCUUACUGGGAUUCAAUCAGCAAUGUUGGAGAAAAUGGAGUCAAAGGUUAUGGAAAAUGGAGCAGAAAGUCGCUUGAAGAAGCCAUUUUCACGAUGCUUAGCAACACACAGAGGACUUACACAUCCGCAGAUGAUCUCUCGACGCUCGAUUUCGCGGCGGAGAGUGAGUACCAGAUGUUUCCAGGCGAAGAAAUCACCAUAGCCAAAGGCUAUCUCAGCGUUAUCCAUCAUUUGGCCUCUGUUCUCCCUCAAGGUCUUAUCCAAUUGAAUCGAAGGGUCACGAAGAUCGAGUGGCAGAGCAACGAAGAAGACGAUAGUAAUCGUCCUGUGAAGCUGCAUUUCUCAGAUGGGUCUAUAGUUUUUGCAGAUCAUGUUAUUGUCACUGUCUCUUUAGGGGUUCUUAAAGCAGGGAUUGAGAGUAAUGAUGAAGAAGGAGAAGGAGGAUUGUUUAAUCCUCCCUUGCCUGAUUUCAAAUCCGACGCCAUUAAAAGGCUAGGCUACGGAGUUGUCAACAAGUUGUUUGUAGAAAUGUCUCAGAGAGACUUCCCAUCUCUGCAACUCGUGUUUGACCGUGAGGAUUCUGAGUUUAGGUUUGUCAAAAUCCCGUGGUGGAUGAGAAGAACUGCGACCAUAACCCCAAUCCACAGCAAUUCAAAGGUCUUGCUUUCUUGGUUUGCAGGCAAAGAAGCUCUCGAGCUUGAGAAACUAACCGAUGAGGAGAUCAUAGACGGUGUCGUGACCACUGUCUCUUGCUUGACAGGCAAGGAAGUGAAGAAAGACACCGCAAAAACUCCAAAGCCCUUGAUCAAUGGCUCUUUGAAUGAUGAUGAAGUCAUGAAAAUCAAAAAGGUCUUGAAGAGCAAAUGGGGAAGUGAUCCUCUGUUUCGCGGUUCGUACUCGUAUGUCGCGGUUGGAUCAAGCGGGGAUGACCUAGACGCCAUGGCUGAGCCAUUGCCAAAGAUUCACAAGAAGGGUGGUCAGGUCAAUGGUCAUGACCAAGCCAAGGUUCAUGAGCUUCAAGUCAUGUUUGCAGGGGAAGCAACACAUAGAACCCAUUAUUCCACAACUCAUGGUGCUUACUUUAGUGGUUUAAGGGAAGCCAGUAGGCUUCUCAAGCAUUACAAAUGUGAUUUUUGAGUGUUAAUUCUAAGAAUAUGUUUUCCUUUUUUUGGGGGGGCUCACUGUGUUUAGAGAAGCUUAAUUAGAUAUGUAAGAUUUUUUUAAUUUUUUUUUGUUUUGUUUACUUUCAGUUUGUUUUUUUUUAUUCUUCCUGUUUUACUUUUUCUAAAUAAGUUUACAACCACAUUCCAAUCUAAAAAAGCAUAUUUCCGAA